UCAUCAAUGGAACUUUGUCUAGAGUUGUGAUGACAUCAUCAUCAUACCAGGUUAUAAAAGGACUUGUCUCUCAGUAUUCCAGUCAGUAGUAUCUGAAAGAGAGAGGUCUAUUGAUUAUAGAGAGAUGAUAGAAUCUGACUACAGUGAGGAUGAAGCGCCCUUUAUUAUUGCGCAUAGAGUUCUAGAGAAGAUUAGAAAGAAGUACAUGGGGUGUCUUGAACAAUUGCGUGCACCACCCAAUAGAUUGCCACCAUCAAGGCAGAGUGUACCAUGUGAUGUUCAAGCCCCACAGGUUGUCGUGGAACAGGAGGCUGUUGAGCCUCCAAAACCAUCAAAAGCGGACACUCAGGCUGCUCGUGAGAGGGAGGACUGCUGGUCCACAUUAUCAUUCGAGGAAAUCUGUGGAACCGAGGUUGACAGGAUGCUCACCCUUCUCUGCGGCGAAACGGAUGAUGGGCCCUUUCUUGUCGCUCAUGCUGUCAUAGAGAGCAUUAGAACGAGGCACAAGGAGCGUCUUGAACAAUUGAGCAUCUUGGCCAACGUUUCAACCAGCACUCUCGAGAAGAAGCCUGUUCAACAACCUGGACCAUCCCUUAAAUUGCCUCCGUUCAAGGAGAGUGCGCCACGCAAAGUUCAAGCCCCAAAGGUUGUGGUGAAACAGGAGGCUGUUAAGUUUCCUGUCCUCCACACCCCCGUCCCACCACCAAAACCUGCUGCAGACAAAACCAGCAGCACAUUCCACAGACUGAAGGUGAAAGUUCCGUCUCCUUGUGGGGACGGGAAAUUUGGGCCCUCAAGACCCUUCCCUACCCAGCCAGCGGAGGAGGAGGAGAAACAAUCGGCCUACUACACCUCACCAGGUAGCAAGAUACCUCGCCUAGAUAGGCAGAAACAGCAGAGGCCAGUGGAGGCAGAGGUGGCUGCCUGCAAGAAACGGGAUGCUGAGAAGCAGCACAAAGGAGGCCAACCACUGGAGCUACCAGCUCUGAUCAGCGAGGAGCCCCUCGACAAGCCCAAGAAGAAACUCAGCAAGGCAUUUAGUCUGCUGCAGGAUGAGGACUGGGAAAAAAAGAUAGAGGGACUACGGCUGAUACGAGCUCUCGCAGAACACCAUUCUGAGGUUCUGCUGCCAGAGCUGCGUGUUGUUUGUUUAGCCGUCACCGACGAGGUGAAGAACUUGCGCUCGGUGGUCUCUCGGGCCGCCAUGUCCACCCUGGCCCAUCUCUUUACUCACCUGCAGAAGAACAUGGACAAAGAGUUGGGCAUUGCAGCUUCCGCGCUCCUGCACAGAUCUUGGGAGUCCAGCCUAUUUAUUAAGCAGGCAGUGGAGCUAGCUCUCAGCUACAUGGUGCAACACUGUUCACCUGGCCAAGUCCUGAAAGCUCUGCUGGCUGGAGGAUUUAGCCACAAAAACAGAGCCGUGAGGAUCAGCGCUUCUUUACAUCUGAAGAAACUGGUCCAGGUAAUGGGAGCAUCGAGUGUGCUGACUGGCAGGAAAGAGUUCACCAACAGUAUUCUGCCUGCUCUCACCAAACUGGCUUUUGACCCCGACCAGGAUGUGAGGCUCUAUGCCCAGAACGCCUUAAAAAUUCUGGCAAGUCACAAAGUCGGUGUGAGGAUGAUACACGAAUUUGCAUCACCCAGAGAUCGGCUAUCGAUAGACAAAACGCUUUUGAUCUAAUCAAUGAGGCUGAGGACACAAAUGGAGACUGGACAGGGGACCUGAAGAACAACCGGACAGGGGACGCGACAAAGAACUGAACAUUAGACGUGAACAAGGACAUGGACUGGACAAGACUGCGUAGCAGCUCCUGAUGCAGUAGUAGCUGGCAUGCACACAGCUCCUUUCGCCGUGGCAGCUACUGUGCACACAGCUCCUGAGUUUUAAAAAUUUGGGUAAUUCGGAUUAUUUUGUCCACAGAAAUGAAUGUGGGCCGAGGAAGAGGCUGGAGGCAACAAUAACUCUCUUUAUAAAGAUAUUUUUUUCUUUGAAUUUAAUAAAGUUUUCUCUCUUAACAUUAUGAAUUUAGCUUGUUGUGUUUUUAUUGUCACCACUUAUUGUAGUAUCACAUCUCAACUAGUGGGUAUGGGUAAAUUUCACAUUUAU
Molecule: messenger RNA, 2107 nt
Organism: Astyanax mexicanus (Mexican tetra)
Lineage: Eukaryota; Metazoa; Chordata; Actinopteri; Characiformes; Acestrorhamphidae
Product: TOG array regulator of axonemal microtubules protein 1-like
Exons: 2
Coding region: 125-1681 (518 amino acids)
Biological process (GO): microtubule cytoskeleton organization
Cellular component (GO): cytoplasmic microtubule; cilium
Molecular function (GO): microtubule binding
Source: RefSeq, a predicted model, not a curated record